Molecule: messenger RNA, 264 nt
Organism: Ilex paraguariensis (yerba mate)
Lineage: Eukaryota; Viridiplantae; Streptophyta; Magnoliopsida; Aquifoliales; Aquifoliaceae
Source: the annotation of a GenBank genome assembly
AUGACGGAUAAUGAAGAAGGCGAAGAGGAGAGGACAAAUCAGGGUUUCAGGGAGGAGAUGGUGAAGGGUGAAGGUGGAAAGGCAAAAGAAUUGGUAGUUAACAUCGUUGUUUUGGGAGAAGGUGAACUGAAGGAUGCUAUAGAUGAUGCGAGAGGAAGCGAAGGACAAGAGAAAGAGGAGAAAGAGAGCUCAGAAGUGGGGAGAGUGGGCAUUGGUUGUGCGUUUUGUUUCGGAGAGUACUCCGUUGAGGUUUGGGGUUUGUGA